AAGGCCAAUGGGCCUAAUCGAGGUCCAAUUUCGACGAACACCUUUUCCCUCUCGCUCGCUCUCGCGAGGGGCGGCGCUUCAUCAUCCCCAAAGCCUCUCCACAUCUCUUUUGUCCUUAAACCCUAAUCCGAACCCACCAUCAAUGGCGGUGCUUAGAACCCUAACGACCGCUCGGAGCUCCUCCGCGUCCUCCCCGUCGCCGUCGUCUCAAUUCCUCUCCCUCUUCCUCCUCCUCCUCCGGUGCCGCCGCUUCUCCGCCUCCUCUCCGGCGGCGGCGGCGCCUCCUCCUACGCCGACGCCGUUCAUGGCACAGUACCUGGUGGAUCGCGUCGGAUUCCCCCCCGACAAGGCCCUCUACGCCGCGUCCCGCUUCCUCUCCGGCCUCUCCUCCCCGGCCCGACCCGACGCCGUCGUCUCCUUCCUCCGCGGGAGCGCCUCCCUCUCCCCUCCCCAGAUCCUCCGCUUCGUCCGCUGCCGCCCCUCCAUCCUCGCCGCCGACGUCCCCUCCAACCUCCUCCCCAAGCUCUCCCUCUUCCGCUCGCUCCUCCCCGGCGCCGGCGCCGGCGCCGGAGCCGCAGAAGCCCCCAGCGAGCUCGCGGCGCUCGUCACCGCGUGCGCCUCCGCCUUCGGCUACAGCGCCGCGCGCCUCGCCCGCUCCCUCGCCUUCCUCCGCGACCUCUAUGGCGGCGACGACUGCGGGGUCGUCUUCGCCCUCCGCCGCUGCCCCCGCCUCCUCUCCAACGACCCCGACCGCGUCCUCUCCCUCAACCUCGCCGCCGUCCGCGACCUCUACGGCGGCGGCCGCGACCCUCUGCCGCUCAUCAAGAGGGCCCCCGUCCUCCUCACCAGCUCCCCGGAGCGCAUCGCGCUCCUUUUCCGCGCCGCCGAGGAGGUGAUCGGGGUCGGCCCCGAAUCCGACUUGUUCCCUGACGCCAUCGGCGCCGUUGCCCCGUUAAGCCCCGAGGCCUUCUCCAACAGGGUCGGGAUGCUUCGAUCCUACGGCUUCGAAAACACCGAUCUUCAACUCCUGUCCCGGCACUCCCCAAUGACGUUUCGGCUUAAGGAUCACGACCUCAAAGCGAAGCUCGAUUUCUUCACUGGAACUGUCGGGUUCACCCCCAGAGACAUUCUAUCAAACAAUUGGCAGAUAAACUUCAGCCUGGAUGGGAGGCUAAGGCCGCGGUACAAUCUGGUGAGGGGGUUGCAAUCCAAAGGAUUGGUGCCUCAAGAUGUCAAUUUCACAAAAGUUUUCAUUAUGGCUGUGGAGAGAUUCAACCAGGAGUAUGUGCACAAGUUCGUGACGAGCGAGGGUUCUAACCUUGUUCGGUCUUACAUGAGUAGCCCAGCGUUUAGGAAGGAAAUGCCUGAGAACGGUUCUGGUUCUUCACACUCCGAGUAGCAAAAUUCGAUCUUUGAAGUAGAAUGUUUGUCUAUUUUGAAGUCUUAAUUAUUGGUAAUUUUCGAGAUUGUGCUUUCCAACUGCACAAGCAGGCUCCAUUUACAGUACGAAACUUUGAUUAGGAGAAGCCAAGGACUUGUAGCAUAAUGUGAGCCUUUACUGCAUAACCUCUCCAUUAAAAGAGGGAAGCUGCUACAGAUCGAAUUCUACUCGGACAACUUUAACUUGGUGAGGAUUCCUAGUCAAAAUGGCUUUUUAGUCGAGCUGGAGUUGAACUUUUAAAAAGGUGGUAGUAGAGUGAAGAAGGGGGCUUAGAACA
Messenger RNA from Ananas comosus (pineapple), 1718 nucleotides. RefSeq lists its product as uncharacterized. Lineage: Eukaryota; Viridiplantae; Streptophyta; Magnoliopsida; Poales; Bromeliaceae. Gene Ontology annotation, molecular function: double-stranded DNA binding. The transcript is spliced from 3 exons. Gene Ontology annotation, cellular component: chloroplast. The record is from RefSeq and is a predicted model, not a curated record. Gene Ontology annotation, biological process: regulation of DNA-templated transcription; chloroplast organization. The coding region runs from base 8 to 1399 and encodes 463 amino acids.